UCACUUUUAUUUCCUGUCAUAACUGCUGUUCUUUUCAUUUGACAUCUUAUUUUCAUAGAGUUUUUCAGUUCUUCAUCCAACCAAGGUGUGACGUUGUUUCUGACCGUAAACGUCUUCAAAGACCCUCCAGCUUCAGAGCCAGCAGCAGCUCUCUCUGAGAUCUCCAAUGACUCUCAUUUGGGUGAAACCUGAAUCUCCAAGCAGGAUGCAGAAGAGGAAAGAGAAAUCUAGGACUCAGCUGUUGGAUUUGCCAGUUGCUCAGAGAGAGGUUCUCAAAAGAGACACCACAUAUCUGGCAAAGAUUGCCCUUGUUCUCCAGGAUGCUCCAGGCAAAAUGCUCACCUUCACCCAGUUGAUGGAGAAGCUGGCAACUCUUAUUUCAGAAGACCUAAGAUCUGUUGUGAGCAACAUCAGAGUCUGUUUGUCAAGCCACAGAUGUUUUGUUAAGAUUCCCGUGUUCCCAGGUUCAAGGGACAGCAAGAAGAACUACUGGAAACUAGACUGUAGCAAGAUCACUCCAAAGAUGGUGCGUCGUCACUUUAUGAGACUCCUGAAUAUCUUCCCUGAGUUGGCCUCUAAGGUUGAGACAAACAACGCGAACAGACCAUCAGAGCAAAAAUCAACUGUCCCAUCUCCUGAACCUGCAGCCUGCGGCUCUGUGCAGGUCAGAUGUGAGGUGAAGUUCACUGGUCCCUUCUCGAUUGAAUCCCUCCUGAAGAGAGACAGCCCGUCUUCUCUGACCUGCAGAAUUUCUGCUCCGCCCAGCAUCCAGACCUGGGCAGAUCAGCAGCUUUUGCCCAUACACACGACAAGGGUCUCCAGCUACUAUGAAGAAGGUUCGCCUCCUCAAACUUCUUCAGGAUUAUACCCUAUCUGCUUAGCAAGGGGCAGCACACAUCACAGAGGCGUUGAACCCACCACAAGGAUUGCUGUCCACACUGAGCCCCAAUCCUACUUCUACAUAAGAGCUGCUUCCAAUCUCAACAGCUCUCUCUACAGUUACAUCACACACUCUGUAGCAGCAUUUACACCAGAAACCCUCCACUUUUGAUUGCAUAUUUUUUUU
This is a messenger RNA of Cyprinodon tularosa, 1066 nucleotides long. RefSeq lists its product as uncharacterized. Lineage: Eukaryota; Metazoa; Chordata; Actinopteri; Cyprinodontiformes; Cyprinodontidae. Bases 167 to 1051 code for a protein of 294 amino acids. The transcript is spliced from 4 exons. Gene Ontology annotation, molecular function: sequence-specific DNA binding; DNA-binding transcription factor activity. Gene Ontology annotation, biological process: regulation of DNA-templated transcription. The record is from RefSeq and is a predicted model, not a curated record.